ACAGAGAUGGAGUUUUGUGACCCUCCACACAUCCUGUGCACUAGCUACCAGUCAGACAUGCAUGCGGUUUCCCAGCACAGCUAUCCAAUAGAAAUGGGUUCAGAUGUGGAUACUGAGACGGAAGGAGGAGCCUCUCCGGAUCAGGCCUUGAGAAUGUGGGUGUCGGGGAUGAAAUCGGAACACAGCUCCUGCUUGUCGAGCCGUGCAAACUCCGCCCUCUCGCUCACUGACACGGACCACGAGCGGAAGUCUGAUGGAGAGAACGAAAUGCCGGGAAGUCCACGGAACCAGUUUACCUUCAGACCCCUGCCGCCACCGCCGCCGCCGCCCCACGCCUGCACCUGCACCAGGAAGCCGCUCUCCACAACCGACUCUCUCCAAGGAAGGUCCAUGACAUCCCGCAGCCAGCCGAGCCCAGGGGCUCCACUCCCACCCACCAGCACCCAGGAUUCAGUGCAUCUCCAUAACAGUUGGGUCUUGAACAGUAAUAUACCGCUGGAGACCAGAAGUCAGUGGGGGAUUUGCUGGCCCUCGGCUGUGGAAAUGGCUUCCACCAGAAAUCAGGAGGACCAUGUCUCUUCCCUCGUGCCAAGUGAAAUGCACUUCUUAUUUAAACAUGGAUCGGGUUCUUCAGCUAUCUUCAGUGCAGCCAGUCAGAACUACCCCUUGACUUCCAAUACUGUUUACUCACCACCUCCUAGGCCACUUCCUAGAAGUACUUUUCCUAGGCCGGCUUUCUCUUUUAACAAACCGUAUAGAUGCUGCAACUGGAAAUGUACCGCGUUGAGUGCGACGGCGAUCACAGUCACCCUGGCCUUGUUGCUUGCCUAUGUCAUUGCAGUGCAUCUGUUUGGUCUCACGUGGCAACUGCAGCCCGUGGAAGGCCAGCUUUACGAGAAUGGCGUCAGCAAAGGAAGUCGGGGCCCAGAAUCUGUGGACACGACGUACUCACCCAUCGGAGGGAAAGUUUCAGACAAAACGGAAAGGAAAGAAAUAGUGUUUCAGAAAGGACAGGCAAUAGAUACGGGGGAGGUUGAAAUCGGAGACCAGGUGAUGCAGACGAUUCCUCCGGGCCUCUUCUGGCGUUUCCAGAUCAUGAUCCAUCAUCCAAUGUACCUGAAAUUUAACGUUUCACUGGCAAAGGACUCCCUGCUGGGGAUUUAUGGCAGACGUAAUAUUCCUCCCACUCAUACACAGUUUGAUUUUGUAAAACUAAUGGACGGGAAACAAUUAAUUAAGCAGGAAUCAAAACAUUCUGAGGAAUAUCAGCAUGUGCCCAGGAACCUGAUCUUAAUGUCCAUGCAAGAGACUGGUUUCAUAGAAUUUAUGGAUCAAGGCGCUUGGCACAUGGCCUUUUACAAUGACGGGAAGAAAAUGGAGCAGGUGCUUAUGCUGACCACAGCGAUCGAAAUCAUGGGUGAUUGUUCCACCAACUGCAACGGAAACGGAGAAUGCAUCUCCGGUCAUUGCCAUUGUUUCCCAGGAUUCCUUGGCCCUGAUUGUGCUCGAGAUUCCUGUCCCGUGUUAUGCAGUGGGAAUGGAGAAUACGAGAAAGGCCACUGUGUGUGCCGCAAUGGGUGGAAGGGCCCUGAGUGUGACGUUCCGGAGGAGCAGUGCAUUGACCCCACCUGCUUCGGCCACGGGACUUGCAUUAUGGGAAUAUGCAUCUGCGUCCCUGGAUAUAAAGGAGAAAUAUGCGAGGAAGAGGAUUGUUUAGACCCCAUGUGCUCUGGCCACGGAGUCUGUGUUCAAGGCGAAUGCCACUGUUCCAUGGGCUGGGGCGGAGUCAACUGUGAAACAUCCCUUCCUGUCUGCCAAGAACAGUGUUCAGGCCAUGGCACUUUUCUUUUGGAUACUGGGGUGUGUAACUGUGACCCAAAGUGGACAGGUGCUGACUGCUCAACAGAGCUGUGCACGUUGGAUUGUGGCAGCCAUGGCGUCUGUGCGAGAGGAGUGUGUCAGUGCGAAGAAGGCUGGGUCGGCCCAGCAUGCGAGGAACGUACGUGUAAUUCUCACUGUGUGGAACACGGACAGUGCAAAGAUGGAAAAUGUGAAUGCAGCCCUGGAUGGGAAGGAGACCACUGCACCAUUGAUGGCUGCCCAGGUCUAUGUUAUGGCAAUGGACGGUGCACCCUCGACCAGAACGGAUGGCAUUGUGUCUGCCAGGUGGGCUGGAGCGGAACGGGAUGCAAUGUGAUCAUGGAGAUGAUGUGUGGAGAUAACGUGGACAAUGAUGGAGAUGGCUUGAUAGACUGUGUAGACCCGGAUUGCUGUCAGCAGAACAGCUGCUUCUCCAGCCCGCUCUGCCAAGGGUCCCCAGAUCCCCUGGACCUCAUUCAACAAAGCCAGCCUCCGUUCUCGCAGCAUCCUCCGCGACUCUUCUAUGACAGGAUCAAAUUUCUCACUGGGAAGGAAAGCACUCAUGUCAUCCGAGGAGAUGUCUCAUUUGAGAGCAGGCGCGCUUGUGUGAUUCGGGGCCAAGUGGUAGCCAUAGACGGAACCCCUCUCGUCGGGGUGAACGUGAGUUUCCAGCAUCACAGUGACUACGGUUACACCAUCAGUCGACAGGACGGAAGUUUUGACCUAGUGGCCAUUGGAGGCAUCUCAGUCACUCUGGUCUUUGACCGAUCUCCUUUUCUUUCUGUGAGGAGGACACUCUGGCUGGCCUGGAACAGGUUUAUCGUGGUAGACAAAGUAGUCAUGCAGAGGACGGAGGUCGAGCCGCCUUCUUGUGACAUCAGUAGCUUUAUCAGCCCAAAUCCAGUUGUUCUUCCUUUUCCUCUGACGUCCUUUGGAGGAUCAUGUCCGGAAAGGGGAACAAUCAUCCCAGAGCUACAGGUGGUCCAGGAGGAAAUACCCAUCCCUUCCAGCUUCGUGAAGCUCAGUUAUUUGAGCAGCCGAACAUCUGGGUAUAAAACUUUGCUGCGCAUUAUCCUGACACAUGCCGUCAUUCCCCCUGGCAUGAUCAAAGUCCAUCUUGUGGUGACGGUCGAAGGGCGGCUGGCUCAGAAAACGUUCCCGGCCGCCGCCAACCUGGUCUAUACCUUCGCUUGGAAUAAGACGGAUAUUUACGGCCAAAAAGUGUCUGGUUUAGCAGAAGCAAUGGUGUCAGUAGGUUAUGAGUACGAUACUUGCCCUGAUUUGAUUCUGUGGGAAAAGAGGACUGCCAUUCUGCAAGGAUUUGAGCUGGAUGCUUCUAAUCUGGGAGGCUGGUCUCUCGACAAGCACCACAUUUUGAAUAUACAGAGUGGUAUUGUACAUAAAGGAAACGGAGAGAACAUCUUCAUUUCCCAGCAGCCACCAAUCAUCUCGACCGUCAUGGGCAAUGGCCACCAGAGAAGCAUUUCCUGCACCAACUGCAACGGCCCGUCUCAUGGCAGCAAACUCUUCGCACCUGUUGCCAUGGCUUCUGGGACCGAUGGCAGCAUCUAUAUCGGAGACUUCAACUUUGUCCGGAGGCUCCUUCCUUCAGGAAACUGCGUCAGCAUCCUGGAACUCAGGAACAGAGACACGAGGCACAGCACUAGUCCAGCUCACAAAUAUUACUUGGCCAUGGAUCCAGUCACGGAAUCCCUGUACCUGUCAGAUACAAAUACCAGAAGGGUUUACAAAGUGAAAUUGCUCAGCGAAAUGAAGGAUUUGGCGAAAAACUAUGAGGUGGUGGCAGGCACCGGGGACCAGUGCCUUCCAUUUGACCAGAGCCACUGUGGGGAUGGAGGACGGGCUUCCGAGGCAUCCCUUCAUAGCCCUCGAGGUAUCACUGUAGAUAAGCACGGCUUCAUUUACUUUGUUGACGGAACCAUGAUUCGGAAGAUUGAUGGGAAUGGUAUGAUCACAACCUUAAUAGGCUCAAAUGGCCUCACAUCAACGCAGCCACUGAGCUGUGAUGCUGGGAUGGACAUCACUCAGGUCCGCCUAGAGUGGCCAACAGACCUUGUGGUCAACCCCAUUGACAAUUCCUUGUACGUGCUGGACAAUAACAUUGUGUUGCAAAUUUCUGAAAACAGGCGUGUGCGCAUUAUCGCAGGCCGCCCCAUCCACUGCCAGGUGCCAGGCAUAGACCACGUCCUGGUCAGCAAAGUGGCCAUCCAUUCCACCCUGGAGUCCGCCAGGGCCAUUGGCAUUUCCCACAGCGGAGUGUUGUACAUUGCGGAGACGGAUGAGCGCAAGAUCAAUCGCAUCCAACAAGUCACAACCAAUGGGGAAAUCUCGAUCAUUGCUGGUGCGCCAACAGAUUGCGACUGCAAGAUUGACCCCAAUUGUGACUGCUUCUCAGGCGACGGCGGGUACGCCAAGGAUGCGAAGCUGAAAGCUCCCUCUUCCCUCGCGGUGUCUCCCGACGGGACCUUGUACAUAGCCGACCUCGGCAACAUCCGCAUCCGCGCCAUCAGUCGGAACAAGGCCCAUCUGAAUGACAUGAAUAUGUACGAGAUCGCGUCCCCACCAGACCAGGAACUGUAUCACUUCACCAGCAACGGGACACACGUGCACACGCUCAACCUCAUCACCAGGGACUUCAUGUACAAUUUCACAUACAAUGGGGAAGGUGAUCUUGUAACGGUUACAAACAGCAAUGGGAAUUCGGUUCAUAUCCGCAGAGACGCCAGUGGCUUGCCACUCUGGCUGGUGAUGCCCGGAGGUCAGGUGUACUGGUUGACCAUCAGCAGCAAUGGGAUCCUCAAAAGGGUAUAUGCCCAGGGCUACAACCUAGCCCUGAUGACUUACCCUGGAACCACAGGCCUUCUGGCCACCAAAAGUAACGAGUACGGAUGGACCACAGUAUACGAGUACGACUCUGAUGGGCACUUAACCAAUGCCACGUUUCCAACUGGUGAAGUCAGCAGCUUCCACAGUGACAUUGAAAAACUGAUGAAAGUUGAAAUCAACAUUUCAAAUAAGGAAACUGUGAUCACAGCUACCAACUUUUCUGCCACCUCUACAAUUUACACUUUACAGCAAGACAACACGCAGAACAUCUAUCGGGUCAGUCCGGACGGCUCCCUGAGAGUCACGUUUGCCAGUGGAAUGGAGGUCACGUUGAAUGCCGAGCCCCACAUCCUCGCCGGGGUUGUCAACCCCACUUUAGGGAAAUGCAAUAUCUCUCUACCAGGGGAGCACAACUCCAACCUUAUUGAGUGGAGACAACGGAAAGAGCAGACCAAAGGCAAUCUCUCUGCAUUUGAAAGAAGGCUACGGGCACACAACAGAAACCUACUAUCUAUUGAUUUCGACCACACGACAAGAACAGGGAAGAUCUACGACGAUCAUCGGAAGUUUACUCUGAGGAUCCUCUACGACCAGGCAGGCCGCCCCAUCUUGUGGUCCCCUAUGAACAAAUACAACGAAGUCAACAUCACUUACUCACAUUCGGGAUUAGUGACCUAUAUCCAGAGAGGGACGUGGACUGAGAAAAUGGAGUACGACCCAGGUGGGAAGAUCAUUUCUAGAACAUGGGCUGACGGAAAAAUAUGGAGCUACACGUACCUAGAAAAGUCUGUGAUGCUCCUUCUGCACAGCCAACGCCGUUACAUCUUCGAGUACGACCAGUCUGACUACCUCCUUUCCAUCACCAUGCCAAGCAUGGUGCGCCAUAGCUUUCAGACCAUGCUCUCCGUUGGCUACUAUCGUAAUCUCUAUUCCCCACCGGACAGCAGCGCCUCUUUCAUCCAGGAUUUCACAAGAGACCAACGGCUUCUGCAGACUCUCUACCCGGGAACAGGACGCAGGGUGCUUUACAAAUAUACCAAGCAGUCCAGGCUGUCGGAGAUUCUGUACGAUACCACCCAAGUCUCCUUUACUUACGAAGAGUCGUCUGGUGUUAUUAAAACAAUACAUUUGAUGCACGAUGGGUUUAUUUGCACCAUCAGAUACAGGCAAACAGGUCCACUUAUCAGCCGCCAAAUAUUCCGAUUCAGCGAAGAAGGUCUUGUGAACGCCCGGUUUGACUACAGUUACAACAACUUCCGAGUCACCAGCAUGCAGGCCAUGAUCAACGAAACACCCCUCCCCAUUGACCUGUAUCGCUACGUGGACGUGUCGGGGAAAACGGAACAGUUUGGGAAAUUCAGCGUCAUCAAUUAUGAUCUGAAUCAAGUGAUAACCACCACAGUGAUGAAGCAUACGAAGAUUUUCAGUGCCAAUGGGCAAGUGAUUGAAGUCCAGUAUGAAAUCCUGAAGUCCAUAGCUUACUGGAUGACCAUUCAGUAUGACAAUAUGGGCCGCAUGGUGAUUUGUGACAUCAGAGUGGGCGUAGAUGCCAACAUCACAAGGUAUUUUUGUGAAUACGAUGCUGACGGCCAACUUCAGACAGUCUCGGUGAAUGAUAAAACUCAGUGGCGUUAUAGCUAUGACCUCAACGGCAACAUUAAUCUGCUCAGCCAUGGCAACAGUGCGCGGCUUACCCCUCUAAGGUACGAUCUGAGAGAUCGCAUCACAAGACUGGGAGACAUCCAGUACAAAAUGGAUGAAGAUGGCUUCCUUAAACAAAGAGGAAAUGACAUAUUUGAGUACAGUUCAAACGGCUUCCUGAGCAGAGCUUAUAACAGGGUUGCUGGUUGGACGAUCCAGUAUUGCUACGACGGGCUAGGGCGACGGGUGGCCAGCAAAUCAAAUCUCGGACAGCACCUUCAGUUCUUUUAUGCAGACCUCUCCAAUCCAGUAAGAGUGACUCACCUGUACAAUCAUAGCAGUUCCGAAAUCACAUCCCUGUAUUAUGACCUUCAGGGGCACCUGAUAGCUAUGGAAUUAAGCAGUGGCGAAGAAUAUUACGUUGCCUGCGACAACACGGGCACGCCUCUAGCCAUCUUCAGCAGCCGCGGCCAGGUGAUCAAGGAAAUUCUUUACACACCUUAUGGAGAGAUUUAUCAGGACACCAACCCAGAGUUCGAAGUCAUCAUUGGUUUUCAUGGAGGGCUGUACGAGCCGCUCACCAAGCUGGUGCACCUGGGGCAAAGAGAUUAUGACGUCCUUGCUGGACGUUGGACAACGCCAAACCAUCACAUCUGGGAAGAGCUGAAGAAUGCUCCAAAGCCAUUCAAUUUGUAUGCCUUCGAGAAUAACUAUCCCACAGGCAAAAUCCAAGAUGUGGCUAAAUAUACGACAGAUAUUGGUAGCUGGCUCGAACUGUUUGGGUUUCAGCUCCACAAUGUACUUCCUGGAUUCCCAAAACCCGAGAUUGAUACUUUUCAGACAACAUAUGAACUUGUUCAGCUUCAAACCAAGACUCAAGAAUGGGACCCAGGAAAGACUAUACUUGGCAUACAGUGCGAACUUCAAAAGCAACUCAGAAACUUCAUUUCCUUGGACCAGCUUCCGAUGACCCCCAAAUACAGUGACGGGAGAUGUGUGGAGAGAGCCAAGCAACCCAGAUUUGCUGCUGUUCCCUCCGUGUUUGGGAAAGGCAUCAAGUUUGCCAUCAAAGACGGCCUGGUAACCGCCGAUGUCAUUGGCGUGGCCAACGAAGACAGCCGGCGAAUUGCCGCCAUCCUCAACAACGCUCACUACCUGGAGGACCUGCAUUUUACCAUCGAUGGGCGAGACACGCACUAUUUCAUCAAGCUCGGGUCUUUGGAAGAAGACCUGACACUCAUCGGCAACACCGGGGGGCGGAGGAUUUUGGAGAACGGGGUCAACGUCACCGUGUCUCAGAUGACCUCAGUCAUCAAUGGGAGGACUAGACGGUUUGCCGACAUCCAGCUCCAGCACGGCUUCUUGUGCUUUAACGUCCGCUACGGGACGACGGUAGAGGAAGAGAAGAACCACGUCUUGGAGGUAGCCAGGCUGAGAGCGGUGGCUCAGGCUUGGACUAAGGAACAGAAGCGCCUCCAAGACGGGGAAGAAGGCAUUCGGGCUUGGACAGAGGGGGAAAAACAGCAGCUUCUAAGUACUGGGAAAGUACAGGGCUAUGACGGGUAUUUUGUUUUAUCUGUGGAGCAGUAUCUGGAACUUUCUGACAGUGCCAACAACAUUCACUUUAUGAGACAGAGCGAAAUAGGCAGGAGGUAACAAACAUACACACGAUCUCUGCCUUUGCAUCACCAAAGACUGCCUGUUGUUGUUGUUUUUUUAAAAAAAGAGAAAACCAUUAAGUAAAGAUUUAUUGUAUUGGUUUUUCUAGAUCAGAACUCUGUGUAUAUAUAAAUAUAUAGAAGGAGGGAAAAAAACAUAUCCAACUGCCUUUAAAUGUGACAGAAGAUGGUAUUUUAAUAUAGUUUAUUUAAACUCUCUGGGAGAAGGUAGUGGUUUUUAAGUUGCCAGGACGGCUGCAUUCGAGAUUUGGAAUGCGGCCUUCCCAGGGUUGAUCUCCAUUUGGAAAUGUUUCAUGUGGGCAAAAUACUUAACAGUGCAAUGUUACCCAUGUCUACUUAGAAAUAAGUCCCACUAAGUUCAAUGUGGCUUACUCCCAGGGAAGUAUGUAUAGGGUGGCAGCAUUAGGGCUCGCUUUCUUUCCAUCUUCAGGACACCGUUUAUUAAUUUUGGUAAUUUACAAAGAAGUGGUUGGGGCCAAUGUCUGUUGUCUCUUGAUCUAAUUCAUGACCCAUCACCAACCAUCUUCACAAGCUAUAUUUUCGGAGAGCCUUCUGGAGACAAGGUACACCCGUACAUCAUUUUCCUUCUGUGCCAGCAAAAGAGAGAGAGAGAGAAAAAAAAAAAACAAACCCAGCCUUUUAAAAAUCACAUCUAUUAAUCUAGGAGUUAUGAUGCUAUUACACUGGCAAUCGAUGGCAGAUAAAUAAUGUUUAGUCAUUUUUUAUGGGAUGAAUAGUUUCAUUACAAGGGCAGUGAAAAGCAGUGAACCAAGGUUCAAGUUGCGUCAUCUUGGCUCGGGAAUUUUAGGAGGCAGAGCCCCCACCAAAAUUAACUUUUUUUCCAAGUUCUGGUCAAGAUUUCAGGAACUGAAGCAUUACUUAAUCAUUGUUAAGUGACAUAUUGGAUAAUGACCUCUCAUUUGUCAACUCGGAGUAUAUUGAAUGUAAAGCAUGGGGUGUGUCCUUUUGUCCAGUAUUCCCACUGCAAGUUUACCUUUACGAUGAUCACUGGGUACAGAAAGAAUCACGAUACUGGUCAUAAGAAAUCCGGAGCCCUUGCAGCUGCCGUGUGGGUUGUCAUCACCUUAGCCUCUCUGUAUUUUCCCACAGAUAUAGAAAGCUGUUGUCUGUAAGGAAAAAUUUCCUUGGUUUCCCUGAUCUUACCAUCCUGUGUGUAAAAUGGAAAAAAAACAUCAAAUAAUGUUGUCAUGUUAUGAGCUGUGAUUGGCUAUUGCAAGAGUGGGGAAUAUUUGAUCCUCUAGAUCAGUGGUUCUCAACCUUAGGCCCCCAGAUAUUGUUGGACUACAACUCCCAGAAAUCCUGACCAGCGUGGGUAGUGGGGAUGGCUUCUGGGAGUUGCAGUCCAAGAACAUCUGGGGUUACCAAGACUGGGAACCGCCACUUUAGAUAUUUUGGACUUCAAAGCCCUUGUGAGCAUGUCCAAUUGUAAUGGAUGAUAGGGGUUGUAAUCCAAAGCACGGAGAGGGCAGAACAUGUAUUGCCCUUAGUCUGACAGUUAUAUUGGGGGGCAUUUUUUCAGGAAAAGCUGGAUGCCAAGUCAUAAGCCACAUGGAGUCCUUAUCUGUUCCCACCAAGACCAAACACAGAACGUUGUGAUUCUCUAUUCAAUAUGAAGGUGUCCCCAGCAUGAAGAAGCCAUAACAAACAGCUACAGGAUAGACUUGUUUCAAACUUUGAGGUCCGUUCCUGUGAGAAAAAUAUGGGACGCUGAAAUAUGAGAUGCAGUGGCUGAAUCCUAUGGGCAUUUUGAUACGGAACUGUGUGAUUGUUUCCCCAGAGAUGUACGGUGCAGUUGAGCAGUAUUGACACUGCCAGGGAAAGUGGUUUGUGAUUAGAAAUGGGCACAAACUGGAAAAAUUGGUUUGUGAUUGUUCAUCAUUCAUUGCUGUUCGCGAACUACGAGCCAGAAACCUUCUGACAUAAUGAACUGUUUCAUGCUUUGUGCAGUUUUGGACUUUCAGGAGUGAUAGAACAGCCCCCCCUAUGAGUUAAAGACACCAAACCCACAGCGUGUCUUCAGCUGACGCUCCUUCCCACCCCUUCCAAGUUUGGCAAAAAUUGGAUUUGGGAUGUCUGAAGUAUUCCACCCCCCAAAAAAGCAGGUUCCCCCAAGGACGUGCUGUUUAGCAGCUGGCUAAACAGCACCUUCCUGGGAAGACCUCCUUCAGGGGGGCUAUAACUCUGAUGUUCGAUACCCAAACUUUGCCAAGCUUAGAGGGGGUAGGGAGGAGAGUCAUCCCAAGAGUCAGUCCAAAUUUGGUGAAGAUUGGGUUUGGGAUGUCUAAGUUACUGCCCACGUACCAGUCGCCAAUGGCGAUAGCCAUUCAGCAUUUCAUUCCUGUUCUGGGCAGGCGUGUUUUUCUGAAAUGCUUCAAAACCAACCACGAAAUGGCCCCCAUUCAUGGAGGGCUUUGCUUCCUGGUUCGUUUCGUGCCCAUUUCUAAUUGCUAUGAUUUGGUCAACUCGCAGAUUUUUUCAGCAGUUCAGUGCAUGUAGGUAGGCGUGUUAUUCAUAACAGCUUUCCCCAUCUGGGGAGUGAUGGCCAAGUGGCUCAAACAGUUAUAAAAAAGUAAUUUAGACAAUAUGAAAUAUCAACAGCAACAUCCCUCCGAGCAACCCGAAAUCAUUAGAUAUGAUUACAAAGUGUAGAGUACAUACCAAAGGAUCAGUUUUGGCCCACGUGAUGUGCUGUGAAUUGAUUUUCUUUGGGGCAGAAAUGGACUAGCUGAGGACAGCAGCUCGUGUCUCGAGAGUGUGAUGAGCCUUUUUCAACAAAGCUUGGAAAAGUUACUCUCUUGGACUGUAACUCCCAAGUCCAGUGGCGUUCUGGAAGCUGUAGUCCAAGACAGUAACGUUUCUACCUUCUGCUCCCUUUUGACUUUGCUAUGGGGGGUUAAACUGGAUCUAGGAUAAGCCUACUAAAUCAUGUGUCUGAGACUCCACCACUGCUGUUUCUGUAUCAGUCGGUCUGAUGCAGCGGCCAUUUCCAUGAGGAAGUAGAGGACUUGAAUAUGGGCGUUCAGAUCCUCAAAUAUGCACUUUUCUAACCCACAGAGAAAACACACAUGCAUUGCUGAACAUAUAGGAAAUGCAUUGGUGAUUCCCCAAUCUAAGAUGUCAGCUCUAAUAAUUCUGUUUAUAAAUCUAAGGAACUCCCUACUUUUGUAACCCAAGAAUUAAGGGAUUCUUUUCGGAAGGCUUUAAAAUAUCCGGAAGGAACAAAGAUUUUGAAUCGCUUACUGAAUAUUAUGAAUUUGGAGUGUGCAUUUCUAGUAUGUAAUACAUGUUAUGUUAGCUUUGUGCCUUGAGUUGCUUAUAGUUAUAUUUGUAUUAUAUGCAGAACUGGCACUUUAUAUUGGUGACCACAGAGGGUUUUUUAACGAUGCCUUGAAUGUUGUUUUAUUAUUCAGCCAAAAGCCAAUGAAAUGAAAGGAGCUAUUCCUCCUUUCUGGCAUUGAUCAACAGAAUUGCCCGGGUGUCUGUUUGUGGGCGCUGCUUGGUAUAAAAUAUGAGAUAGAAAAAUAUUAAAUAACUGUGAUGUUAGAGCUUGGUGGCAUAAGGAAAAAAAUGUUUUCAUCAGGUCUGCUUCUGAAAUUCGGGGACGGGGGGGUGGAAUAUGGUAUGUUGUUGUCGUUUACAAAUCAGAAUAUGACCCCACCAAGUUCCGCUUCUGGAAUGACCUAUGUGUUGAUGCAGAUGCAGAGUGUUGGAAUGGAAUUAACCCUUUGAUGACAUAUUUAGGCUACAUUUAGAAUGUGCCUUACUCUGUUGAGUCUAGAGAAGGCUGUGCUUCAUGAGACAAUAUUCAGUCUAAAUAAUCAUCCUGGCUUAUUGGUGUUAUCCCUUCUUUUAGUGAUAAAUACUUUAUCUUUGGGGGGAAAAGUGGAAUCAGAAAGUUGUAACAAGUUUCCAAUAUUUGUCUAAUCCAAACCACCCACUUCCCACAGAUGAAAAACAAAUAUCUGCUACUACAGCAUUCCUCAGAGGCACAUAAUUGGAGCAUUUUCUUAAAAAACCUCUAAGGAAGAGAAGUUGACAACCUUCUGGGGCAGUCUCUUCUUACCCACUGUCCAGAAAACUCAUUUUUGCCAUUUUAAACAACAACUACAGUAGGACACCCCCCCAUCCGCUGGAUCAGCAUCCGUAGAUUCAUGUAUCUGCUGCCUGAAAAUAUUAAAUUAAAAACAGAGAAAUAUGUAUUUAUAUUUAUUUCCACAGUAUGCAUACACCUGAACUAGCCACUAGUGGGAGCCAGAAACAAUACUACAUAUAGCAUUUGUUACUUUCAGGUAGCAAAUGCAGGAAUACAUCCGUGGUCAGGGGGGCUUGGAAACAAAUCCCUAUAGAUACCAUGGCCCUACUGUAUCUCAUUUAACUAUCAAAAAAAUCAAACUAGAAGAUAUGCUUAGCAUGUGGUUAGAAGUGGUGCUCCCUCCAAAGUUAGAACAGUCUGUUUAACCUUGCUGGGGUUUUUUUUUAGUGUCCUUUUGUUUUGUCAUAGGUCAUCAGAAAGUAAACAAGGGCUUCAUGCGCAAGUUUUGUUGUCAAGGAAAUCCUGUCACUGGAGGCAAAGUGAGGUAACCAUAGAUGAUAGACAGUUCCUUCGCUAUCUAAUUAGACUCAGAGCCAAUCACUGUGGAUUUGUGUGGCAAUCUCUAUUCCUUUGUUUCCCAACUUUCUAGUACAGCAGUGGUGGGUUAGUUAUAUAAAUAUGCCAGUCAAAGCAGAGGACAUAGCAUUCAGAUACUACGUGUGGGGAUAUUUUUUGUGUUUGCAGGUUACAGUGGACCAUCUUCCAUUGCACAAAAUAAAGCAAUUAAGAUCAGGGCUAUAACUGGAAUUAAGCACCGGGGCUUUGCCUCGGGGCAAAAUUUAGAUGGAAACAAAAUCUAGAGGUGAAGCUGCUGGUGUAUGUUAAGAGAACAAACUGCCGUACCCCCUGUCCUUUUCUCCAUUUUCCUAUGAUCUGGAAUAGAGAUGGGCACGAUCCAGAAAAAUUACGAACCGCCGUCGGUUCAACCAACUCCGAACCCUGGAAUCAUGGGCCAGUCUGCCGUUCGUUUUUCAGGUUCAUGCCUGGGAGGAGGGGGAUCUAACGCCUUCUAGGAACAGGGCUUGCUGUCUUGGAAGAUGGCAACUGAGGAGGAGGAAGAGGAGGAAGCAGGAGGACCCAGUAGAGAGGAGAUGGGGCAGCAGGGAGGGCGAGCCUCCAAUUUGCCGAAACAAAAUGAAGCACUGAGCAGAAAAAAAAGUUCAGCACUUUGUUUCGGUUUUGGCAAAACCGCUUGCACGAACUGAAUCACGAACCAGCCUGAUUCGUGGUUCGUAGUUCGGUUCGUGCCCAUCUGUAAUCUAGAAGCAUAGGCUUUCUCUUCCUCCUUUGGGGUGGGGUCGCGCACUCUCUCUCCCCCUUUUCUUUGGAAGUUGGCAGCUAUACAUCCGAGGCAAGGGGAUGGGAGACAGUGCUGAUUGCCCCAGCAGCCAGAAAUGCUAGUUAAAGGUCUCUGAUCACAUAAAAGAAAACACCGUUAUUUUCUCCUGCUUUUUAUGUAUCUGGAGAACACAGGGGAUAGAGGCACAAGUAGCUCAAGUGACAAAACAAUUUUAAUCAAGGGGAAAAAAAAGAGUUCCUGAAAGCAUGGCCCGUUAACACCCAGCAGGAAUGCGGCCACAACGAACACAGAAGUUCCACAGUUAUUUGAGGGCGAGGGGGUUGAAGACAUCUUGAAUUAAAUCUAUAGAAUUUAAAAGGCAAAUGUUACUUCAGCGGUUACUCGGGCUUACCUUUGUUGCAGAGUUCUGAAUUUUGGUUAAAUUUUUCUGGCUGUGUAGCAGAAAUGCAGGGAUUCACACAGCAGAAUAGUUUCAAGUUCCCCCAGAGUAGUCCACCCCUUUUUCUCAUUAACUGGUAAUUUUGGCAUCAAUAGCUCACUCAGAGACCUUAGUGAGAGAAAGAAUAAAUGCCAUUUUCUUUACUAAACGUUAUGAACAGAUCAAACAGCAAACUGACAAAACAUGGCUGCUCUCAGCAACAAGCCUCCAACGACUGGCUCCUCACCAGAAGAAAGGAGGAGGGAAAGGCUCUUAACAGAGAAGGAUGGCUCAUUUUUAAUUCAGAGCCAGAGAAGGAACAAUUGGUUAGUGCUGUUAGUCACUGAUAGUCACCCCAGACCGGAAAGGUCCCUCCCAGCCACAGCUACUAUAAGCAGCAUGUGAGAUUGCAAUUGCUCCAACACAUUCUACUUGAAAUUAAGGAUGUACUGGCCUGAAUCCUGUUACAUACUGUAUUUCUGCCAGUGUUAACUCCAUUGCAGACACUCCAUUAUUGUAAACUGUCAUAAGUAAAGAAGUUUAUAUGGGUAUUUGUUAUUGCAUACUGAAUCACUAAUCAUACUAAACCCUAACAGGAUUCUAGCCAACGAACCCACACAGAUUUUUUUCUCUCCUUGACACGACACCCUGUUGGAAAAGUAGUCCA
Pogona vitticeps (central bearded dragon) is the source of this 14526-nucleotide messenger RNA. The record is from RefSeq and is a predicted model, not a curated record. NCBI's taxonomy places the organism in Eukaryota, Metazoa, Chordata, Lepidosauria, Squamata, Agamidae.